Molecule: messenger RNA, 1836 nt
Organism: Spirometra erinaceieuropaei
Lineage: Eukaryota; Metazoa; Platyhelminthes; Cestoda; Diphyllobothriidea; Diphyllobothriidae
Source: the annotation of a GenBank genome assembly
AUGAAGAAGAAGAAGAAGAAGAAGAAGAAGAAGAAGCAGAAGAAGAAACAGAAGAAUAAGAAGAAGAAGAAGAAGAAGAAGAAGAAGAAGAAGAAGAAGAGGAAGAAUAAGAAGAAGGUAGAAUUUCAUUCACCGAAAUAUAUUUGGACUGACGUUUCGGAAACUCUCUCGUUGCCAUCGUCAGAGUAGUGUUUUUGUUGCUUCUGCUGGCCUUGAUUGGUGUAGUUUUGAAUCCUGUCCUUGUGGCUUGUCGUACAUCAGUUGCAUGUCGGAAAGCCUCAUUAGUAAGUCCUUGAAUCAGUGGAGUAUUGCGUGGGAUUAAAUGUCUGCAAUAUGUCAUUUAAGGUCAAACGCGAAACUGCAAAAUCAUCCGCGUCCAAAACGUUACUAUACUCCAGGUUAAUUUGGCGUCAGCCAUUCUGCGCAAGAAUUCAUGAGACAGUGAUAUAAACAUAUUUCAGCAUACUGUUGGUUACCUAACAAAUAUAAUAAGUUUAAAUUAAAAAAAGUAAUCCUUAGCCAGCUGGGAACUAAGUGAAUCGCAUGCACAAAAACACCAAAUUAAGAAUAAAUGACCUUCAAUCAAAUGAGAACACAAAAUACACAUGUUAAGUACUACGUCGAUGGUUAGAAAUAGCAAGUUGCUUACGAAAAGUGAGAAGUGCGAAAAUUCAUGUCACAUAAUUGAACUCAGCUUUCAGAAGUGCAAGAAGCCCGCUCAUACAAUUAACUAAGUAAAUGAAACGGUAUAAGCACAGUGAUGUUUAAAAAAUGCUCCUUAUUUAUAUCUGCAAUAUAUGUCGUCCAAUAAUUAACGUUACGUGAACCCUGGCAUAUAGCUACGUGCGUAGUUUGAUAAUGUGUUACAGAAGCUUGCUGUGAGAAUUCAGCACAACGUUUUGUACUGGUCGAGAUGCUGUUAAUUAAAGCAGAGAGGAUUUCAAUUGAUCUUGCUUAUGGAUACGGCAGAGGAAUAACUUUUCUAUAAGAGGACAUGUUGACAGGCCGAUCAAUGACUAACGAAUUCGGAUAAAAUUAGCAGAUAUAAUCGCAAGCGUGUCCUUUUCUGUGUAUCAAGAGAAGUUUUUUUUAGCAGAAUUACUGUAUGGUUCUUGACGACAGUGGAGUCCGGUGAGCUGGUGGGUGUCCUUGAAAUGUCAGUAUUCGGUGCUCUUAAUCGACUACCCGAAAAUAUUGGUUCGACAGUUUAUGUCCACCAAAACCCUCAAAAUACGAUAUCUCUUGAAAGUAUUUGCCGAAGCAGUAAGUUUUUUUCUCGCGGAAUAGAAAAUAAUUUGGCUGGAUAAAUGUUUCCAGUAUACACUUACGCCCUCACGUGGAUGAACACGUGCAUGAACUUGGCCGAUAAUAGUUAUUAGCGUGCAAAUUUGCCCGAAUAUAAGAUAACAUUAAUUUAAGCUCAAGUUUGUAAACCUUUCGUUUGAUAAAAAUUCUUAGAAACAUAAACAGUAGGAACGAGUUGGGUGAUUAAGCAUAAUGCAUAACUUUUAGGCGCCCCAGAGAGGUCGCUUCAGUUUUUUGUCAUCACGUUUCAUAAGGUUAGGUCAUAUACUGCACCUUGAACUAUUGCAGAUGUCUGACGCCGGGGUAGAUGGAGAAUUUCGUCGAUAAGUUUUUGGAGCUGGUGAAAGAAGUCGCCUUAUUUAAAUCGAAGUCAUUAUCGUUAUUUUUGCUUACUCCAUGACCUUUUAGCGGUCCGCUCACUCGAUCGCCACCGCCGCCGCUUUGUUACAUUGCCCCUCUGUCUGCCUCACGCUCCACGUCGAUUCGCUGUUAUCACGAGUCUGGCGAGAACUCGAAGCCAAUCAGCGCUGA